GUGUGGGCAGCCAAUCAGAGGCGAGAGCGGACUUGCGUUACCAUAGCGUCUUCAAAAGUGUCGCUGUGUAUCGUGUUUGUUCCUCAACCCAGACAUCGGGGCGGGGCGGGGCGGGGCGGGGCUGGUGGUGGUGGUGGUGGUGUCUGGCUGUGCCGCGGCCGCCACCACCACUCACACACACUCUCUGCCCCGCCUCACAACCACCACCACCACCACCACAACCAAUCCUACCACCACACCCUCCUUCGCCGCCUCACUGGCCUGCCCUCGACGUCCUUACCGCCGCCGCUGCCGCCUCAGCCACCACCACCGACCGGGGCGCGGCUCAACACCUCCACUUCCUCCUCCAUCCCUUAUAACUUCGACUUGCAGCUCCCCGAUCCUGUCUCAGCCCUCGUCCCGUCCCCGGCGUGCCUCAGCUCCCCAUUUGAACGCCCCGCUCCGAUUCUUUCCCGCCCCCACGCGUUGCCUCGUGCCAGAACAGAAAGACACAGAAAAAGGUGUGAAGAGUGAAGCGAGCGCCGAACUACAUCCCGACUCUUAUUCCCCCUCCACCAAACUUGACUUAGCCGCCGUAGAAUCCUCCCCCUUCAAAGAAAAGAGAGAUCGAGGUUCGUUUCGGCGGACCCCAGCAGCAAGCCAAUGACACCCCCGCAGCUGUGAGACCAACCUGCCAACAUGCAUACCUUUGUUUAUCCCGGAUAUCCUGGCUACCCGGGUGCUCAGAUGCUGGGGGUGCGCGGGUUGCCCUCUGUGCCGGAGGAAGACCUGCUGCCGGAGGUGGCCGGGGGGGCGCCUGACCUGCCGCCUCCCCCAGCCGCCCCCGCCACCACGGUCGCCACCACCACGGGGAUGCAGUACCCUCCAUCACCCACCAACACCUUCCUGCCCUCCCCUACACACCAGCAGUACCAGCCUGCCGUACACCACCACCGCCACCACCAGCACCAGCAGGAUGUGCACCAGCAGCAACAACAGCAGCAGCAACAACAGCAACAGCAGCAGCGGGAGGUGCAGCAGCAGCAGCAGCAGCAACAGCAGCAGCAGCAGCAGAUGGUGACGGUGCCCACACCGUCACCACCGCUGUACAAUGCCGCCCAGCUGCCGCCCCUGCAGCGGCUGCCGCAGCCCACCACGCCGCCACAGCUGCAGCAGGCGCACACCCCGCCCCGCACCUUCCUCCGCAGCCAGAGCCAGCAAGAGCUGGGCGCGGGGCAGGUGGCGGCGGCGGUGGCGGCUGUUGCAUCUGCUGCACCGCCCCAGCACGACGCCUUCGCGGUGCCCAAGUUGGCGCCGCCGCGGAGACGGUCAUACAGCUCCGGCGGCAGCACCAGCAGCAACAGCAGCACCAGUAGUGGGGGCUUCGGAGGCCUCAUGGGUUCCCUGGCCCCACACCAGAUGAUCAGCGGCCUCCCCAACCCCGCCCCAGCCCACAUGCCCCCUACCACCCUGCCCCACAUCGCCCCUGCCCCCGCCCACAUCCCCGUCUCCCUCAUGACCCCGGCCCCGGUCAUAGCCUCAGUUCAGGCCACAAACUCCUCCUCCAACUCGGCCUUGCUUGCUCAACUCCUCACCUCAGGUCCAUAUUGCAGCAGUAGUAGUAGCAGCAGCACCAGCAGUAGCAGCAGCAGCCCGUCAGUCAUCAGUGGAGGGCAGCCGCUGGUCACCGCCGGGCAGCUCACCACCCUCAAGAGCGGCCUCAUGACGGUGACCAGCAGCUGCGGCAGUGAAGUCAAGGCCACGCCGCUGGUCAUCCCGGGCAUCAUCACCGGCUGCACCUCCCCCACCACCGGCAACAGCACCAGUGGCUCCAGCACCACCGUCUACACGCUCAACAGUGACAACUGCAGUGUCAAGCCGGUGGUGACGGCCUCCCUCAUCAUGCCACCCAUCACCCUCUCCGCUGUCACGCCCUCCAACCUCAAGACACAAACCUUCUCCCAAUCCAUCCCACCGUGGAGUAGCCCGUGCUCCCCCCCGCGCCUCAUCAAACAGUCACCCCCGCACCCCGAGCCCACAUCCCCACACAUGGUCAGCAUCCCCUCCCCUCCCAACAAGGCUUUCAGGCCCAAGAGUGACUCCGAGAGGGUGCAGUACAAGGAGCACCGUCGAGUGUGUCACAUCAACGCCGAACAGAAGCGACGCUCAAACCUUAAAAACAACUUCGACAUCAUGCACCAGCUGAUACCUGCCAUCAGCCAGAACGCCAACGCCAAGAUCAGCAAGGCAGUGAUGCUGCAGAAGGGGGCUGAGUACAUCCAUCAACUGAAGUCCGAGAGGCAGCAGCUGACAGAGGAGGCGGAGAUGCUCAAAUCACAAAUAGAGAGCCUCAGCUGUGAGAUCAGCAAUGCCCAGGCCCAGCUGCCGGCCACGGGUGCGCCCAUGACCCACGCCCGCUACAGCAAGCUCAAGGAGAUGUUCAGCGCCUACGUCAGGGAGAGGACGCUGGCCAACUGGAAAUUCUGGAUCUUCUCCCUCAUCACGGAGCCGCUGCUGGAGUCCUACAACAGCAGCGUGAGCACUAGUUGUCUGGAUGACCUCUGCCGCUCCUCGCUGGCCUGGCUGGACCAACAGUGCUCCCUCAACACCCUCAGACCUUUGGUGUCCAGCUCCAUGCGGAAGCUCAGCACCACCACCAACGUUCUCGCCAACCCCGAGAGUCUGCCGGAGGAGGUAUUCCGCCGCGUCACCAAGCAGGAGGGCGACCGCUUCCACCCCCGGUGAUCCUGGCUCCGUUCCUCCACCCCUCAGUCUCCACCCCCCUGCCCACACACCACGGAGGUGGGGGAGUGAAGUACACCAAGGGGGGAGGAUGUGGUGGGGUGUGUGGUUGGGUAUGUUUGUCUGUUUGUAGGCAUCGUUACAUUUAGUACUCCGCAAAAAAUCAGGAAAAUUAACCCAACAUGAAAAUUAACAAGUGCCAAAGGAGAGAAAAAGUUUAAUCCAUUUUCACUUUGAUAAUACUUUUUUCCAUGUUGUUCAAUCUUCUAUACCUAUAAAAUAGAGGAAAAUUUAGGUAAGAUAUGAAAAUUAAGUGCCAAAGGAGAAAGAGUUGAACCAUCUUAACUUUGACAAUACUUUUUAUCUUAUUGUACAAUCUUCCUAAAUCAGUACUCAUAAAAAGAAAAGAAAACUGAGGUAAAAACAUGAAAAUUAAGUGCCAAACAAAGGAAACUUUUAUCAAUCUUCCUUUUGAUAAUACUUUUUUACCCCAGCACUCUAUCUACAAAUAACUUUUCUCCUGAUACGAGUACUAAUUGAUGUGAAGCUUACAAAUUGGCGAGCAUACCCUAGUACACCCUCUCUGUUCCUUCCCUCAUGUGCCAGGGGUGUAGGGAGAGUAGGGAGUCAGUAGGGAAGGGUCGCACCACCACAUGUAAACAAGACACACGGGACACGCCAAUCAGCCAGUCACUCUAGGAUGCAUUUCGUGUGUGUUUACAUAUGUCACUUUUCCUGUAGGGUUGAAUGCUCCUAAGGGUGUCGUUUCUGUGUCGUCGCGCUCGUGGUGGUUGUGGCAGUGAGUCAUGGCGUUUAUAGCUGCAUGUGUGUAGGUGUGUGCAUGUGUAUAGGUGUGAUUGUGUGCGUGUAUGUGUAAGGUAAUAUAACACAAUCAAUGCAAUGCCUCUUGUGCCCAGUGAAUGCAGGGAAAGAGAGAGUGAGUGUGUGUGUGUGUGUGUGUGAGAGAGAGAGAGAGAGAGGGAGAGAGAGGAAAUGAGUGAGAGGAAGGGAGGGAGAGUAGAAGGCCCAGCUGACAAGUUAAUAAUCAUCAUCAUCAUUAGUAUGUAUGCAGAAGCUUAUUAAUAAUCAGCAUCAAGUACAAAUCCUUCUCUGGUCGCCUCUCGCUCAGUCGCAGCUUCGGGAGAGAGAGAGAGAGAGAGAGAGAGAGAGAGAGUGAGAGUGAGAGUGAGUGUACAGUUUUCCCUUGCCCUUGAAUGAUUCUUUUGUUGUGCCAAGUGACGGCAGGGAAGAAGAAGGAGAAGAAGAAGAAGAAGAAGAAGAAGAAGAAGAAGAAGAAGAAGAAGAAGAAGAAGAAGAAGAAGAAGAAGAAGAAGAAGGAGAAGAAGAAGAAGGGAGACAAAUACAGAAUACAAUAGUCAAAGGAAGAUGAAGAAGACAAUAAAGAAAGAAAAACAAAGUAGCAGAAGGAGAGGAGACACAGACAGUAAACAAGAAAAAAAUACCAAGAUAAUGACAAAACUUGAAGACAAAGAAGAAAAGAGAAGAAAAUUUGUCUUCGUCGAGUUGAAAAGGUUUAGUCAGACAGCCGAUCCUACUAUAUUUGAUACUCUUUUUACUCUUGCUGCCUGACAAUGCUUACAGGAGGAGGAGGAGGAGGAGGAAGAAGAAGAAGAAGAAGAAGACGAGGAGGAGGAGGAGGAGGAGGAGAUGGACGAGGAAUAAUAAUAAUAAUGUAGGUUUUCCUCCUAAAUAAAAGUGAUUCUUGAGUUGACGCACAGACUCAAAAGUGUACAUAAAACAAAUACGAUUAUGUACACGCAUGUUUGUGUGUGUGUGUGCGUGUAUGUAAGCAUGUGCGUGUGUGUAUAUUAUUAUUAUUAUUAUUAUUAUUAUCUCCUAGGUUGUAUAUUUUUUUUGUAUCAUGCUAGCGAGAAGUUAAGCAAAAAAGUAUAUUUAUUAUGUAUUUUUUGUUAUGCUGGAGGAGCCCGGCACGGAGAUCCUCAUUCUCACAUAGUUCGACAGAUGAUUUAUUUAGUAUUUAAUGUUAAGUGUGAGAGAUGGCAGUUGUGAAGGUGUUUUACAAAUAAAGACAUUUAUUAA
Messenger RNA from Eriocheir sinensis (Chinese mitten crab), 4782 nucleotides. Its product is annotated as carbohydrate-responsive element-binding protein-like. The coding region runs from base 679 to 2724 and encodes 681 amino acids. Gene Ontology annotation, molecular function: DNA-binding transcription factor activity, RNA polymerase II-specific; RNA polymerase II cis-regulatory region sequence-specific DNA binding; protein dimerization activity. Gene Ontology annotation, cellular component: nucleus. The transcript is spliced from 9 exons. The record is from RefSeq and is a predicted model, not a curated record. Lineage: Eukaryota; Metazoa; Arthropoda; Malacostraca; Decapoda; Varunidae. Gene Ontology annotation, biological process: regulation of transcription by RNA polymerase II.